ACUCUCCUGCGCCCCCGCAAAUCUUCUUCCACAGCCGCAGUCAAAAGCCCUGCCCUGCGCCCCCGCAAAUCUUCUUCCACAGCCGCUCGUUCCACCCCGACGACGUCUUACCCUUGAACGCGCCGGCGUGGAAGUACACCAACACCGGCAGCUUCCUCUUCUCUUUGUCUCGUCUGGGGAUGUAGAGGCGGGUCUCGGUGGAAGAAGGGGUUGAAUCAGUGGGAAUGAGGCGGAGGGAGGAAGAGAUAAGGGUAGGACCGUAGGAGGUUGGGGGGUUUUGGGGUUUUUUUUCUUAUUUAUUGAAUUAGAAAAUUAAGAAAUAUUUUAUUUAAUGACAUGGCACCAUGUAUAAGCCACGUCAGUAGUUCUUUGAUGAGUCAAUAAUGGAAUAAGUGUUUGACCGUUAAUAUUAACGGUCAACACAAGUUUCGGGCCAAAUUUGUCCAAUAAUUUCAAAAGUAGGCCAUAAAUGUCUUAUUUGAAAAAUGGGGCCAAAACUGUCACUCACGCUAAACUUCAGGCCAAACUAGGGUAUUAACCCUUGAUAAUACGAGGAAUUUGAACCUCUGAUAGAGUUGAAGUACAACCAAUACCUCCAAAAAGUCUUAAACUUUUCUAUCACAUCACAAAAUACUCAUCAAUACAUUAAUUAUCAAACGUCAAAUAAACCAUUCUACCUAGAUAAUUUCUGGAUAGAUAUAGUUUCAAUCUUUGUUGAGAUGUACUGUGCAACUUCAACUUGUAAUCGUCAUAUUACCACGAAAAAAAUAAUUGUGAAGCUAAUACCUCUCAUCCUACCAUUAACAUCGUAACCUCGAGCCGCGCCAAUUACCAAGAGGGUUGUUGUAGCUCUUCAUAAUGAUCGUAUCUGCUAUUUUUAGGGCUAGAAUUUUGUUUCUCAAGAAAGCAAUAGUGACCAAAAAUAGUUAAUCUAUCCAAUGAAUGACACUCAAAAGAAGGUUGUCAAAUCGGUUUAUACUAUUGUGUCUGUUUAAGCCUAGAUUGUUCCAGGUGGUUUGUGCAGAGCAAGCGAGGCGUCUGUUCUAGAUGAAGGGUGCACUCCAACUCCUGCAAAACAAGGGUCCGUGGGCGGUUCCUCGGACACCCUCCAAUGCUUAAGUUAGAGAGAGAAUAAGAAGUGUUGUUUAGGUUUAGAUAGAGAGAGAGUAGUUGAGUUACCAUUAAUGCCGAUACCGGUGUAUUUAUAGUCAGCCAGCUUAGGUAUGAGGCAUUAAAUGCCUUGUCAGGCAGCCUAGGCAUGCUCGGCUUUAUUUGGACCGCCUGCGGCGGGCAUUAAAUGCUCAGUCCUGCUGUGUACGAGGUAAAUAUCCUAGGAAGAUCUACUUUUCCUAACACCAACGCUCUCCUGUGUCGGGCGGCCUACUCCCCGUCGCGUCAUAGGGCGGCCGCCUGUGGUGUCUCUUUUCCCUAUGUCUCCUCGGGUCUCCCACGUUGACUCGGACCCAUCCUUGGGCCUAGCUUCCCCAUCUCCUCGUGGGCCUAACGCGGGCCUCUUAGGCCCAAUACCGCUUAACUAUGGGCCCAACAGUGUCAGUUUAGCAAGUGGUAUGGUUCGACUUAUCAUACAGCCGGUGUGUGUUAGUUCAUGCAGGUUUAAUAAAAUAUGUACAAAUAUAAAAAUCAUCAAAUAUAUUUAAGAAUACAUGAAAACAUAUUUGAAGACAAUAAUUUUUUUUUUUAUGUCAUUAGAUCAUUGGAAUAACCAACAAUACAAGAUAGCAGCUUACACAACUGAUUGUAGCUAGUGACCAAAAUCAAAACCUCACACACUCGCAGGAGACAAAGUAAGAGUCUUACACUCGUAGUGACUGUAGCUAGUGACGAAAAUCAAAUCAAAAUCACCGAAUGGAUUGCGCAUAACUUUCCUUGUCAACUCCCGGCUCAUUGUGCAACGGAUCCACCAUAUCCUCCGGCCAAAUUUGAAAUUUGACAUUAUCAGUCAAAUAUGUCUCCUUAGCCAACCAAGAGCCAUUUUUCUAUGGCUACCCAAAAUGUGGAGGAUUGAAGUGAAGGGAAAAAAAAAAAAGCUCAAAUGCAUAAAUGGCUUUUUAGUUGGACUUGGUCUUACAAAUGAACUGAACAGUUCCUAUUUUCGCUCGACCCGAAAAUAUCAAUUGCACAAUUUUGCACGUCCGCCUUGGGCCGGGAGGUGGGCUUGGCUUGCUCAUGACUAUUGACGGGCUUGCCACGGCCCAAGUUGGUUGUUAACUUACCACACUAGCAAAGUCGAGCGACCAAAUCGUCUCCUUCCUUACCAAACGGCAAAAAAGGCACAAACUGAACAGACGCUUACCAACCACAUUUCGCGGUCGUUUCUCAGCUGAUUCCUCUCUCUCUCUCUCUCUCUCUCUCUCUCGAGAAGAAGGAGAAGGACCGCUCUCUGUCUCACAAACUCUACCUAACCAUCUCCACUCACCCACCCACACAGAAGAACUCAACAACCCCCCGCCUUCAACAAAUUCCCACGAAAAAAUCGAAAGUCCGAAACUCAAAAUCUCCGCCUCCGUCGACUCCGGUUGAUUCCCCCCCUUCUCUUCCCGUGUGUGCAGAGAAGAGAGAGAGAGCUGAGCUGCGGCGGGCUGUUGUGAAUUGAAAUUUUGAACGGAGCCGAGAUUCAAUUUAGGCGGUAAUGGAUGCGAAGGUUGCGCUCAGUAUGCAGCUGCCUGGUGCUUGGGGGGUUUGUGCGGGUGGCGGGGGAUUGAGUUCUGCGUCGAUGUUAUCUUCGAGGGCGAAAAAGAAGAAGAAGGAGGAGUUGCUAAUGCCGGCUAUGAGAUUCUCGGUGGCUCGGAGGAAGUGGAGUGGCGGGAGGCGUUCGGUGUUCUUGGUGGAUGUCUCCUGUUCGUACAAUGAAUACCAAGCACCGACCUUGAAAUCUGAAAAGUCUUGUACUUCCUUCGACGAGUCAGUUGCUUUGAAGACUAAGACACAAGACAUAGAACCUUAUUUGAGAGGACGCUGUAUUUAUCUGGUUGGAAUGAUGGGCUCUGGGAAAACCACCGUGGGCAAAGUACUUGCACAAGUACUUGGGUACUCAUUCUGUGACAGCGAUGCAUUGGUCGAAGAGUCCGUUGAUGGAGCAUCAGUAGCUGAAAUAUUUAACCUAUAUGGUGAAUGUUUCUUCAGAGAUAAAGAGACUGAGGCAUUAAGGGAGUUGUCUCUAAGGAAUCGGUUUGUUGUUUCUACUGGUGGAGGCGCAGUUAUACGGCCCAUCAAUUGGAAAUACAUGCACAAGGGAAUUAGUGUUUGGUUGGACGUGCCUCUGGAGGCAUUGGCACAGAGGAUUGCUGCAGUGGGGACUAAUUCUCGACCCCUUCUCCAUGAAGAAACCGGCGAUGAAUACACAAAGGCUUUGAGACGUCUGUCUUCCCUUUUUGAAGAGAGAAGUGAAGCUUAUGAGAAUGCCACAGUAAAGGUUUCCUUUGAAAAUAUUGCUGCAAAACUGGGACACAAAGACGUGUUGGGUCUAACACCUGCAACAAUUGCCAUUGAGGCACUGGAACAAAUAGAGAACUUCCUCGAACACGAAGAUAGCGAGGCUAGAAUGGAAGCUUGACAAAAGGGCCACCAUUCAAUGGUAACGUUCAUCAUCUGCUAUUUAUCAGAACAUCUUGCACUCACUUGUUCGUCUUGUCGGGAAAGUCUUGCUCGCGAAUCCACGUGUUCCUGCUUCAUGUAAUUUGCUCGGUUGAUUUGUAUAUGUUCGGUGACGGGCUGGCGAGUGAUGUGAUGCCACUGGCUGAUAUGAACUCUAUUCUUCUGUACUUUGAGUUUGUAAUCGUUUGUGUUUAUAUAUGUACUGAGGAAGAGGGGGGGCUUGGUUGAGUUUUGUGUGGUCCAACCGGUCCGUGCUUGAACCUAAAUGUUCUUUUCUUGGCUGGAAAUGCAAAUGUGUAUAAAUGAUUCUGUCCUUGUACUUAUAAUGAGCCUGCUGAAAUCUCCAAAAUCUCACCAUUAAUACAACUGGGUGUAGGUACUUAAUGGGUCACUAAACUAUGUGAAAUGUA
Linum trigynum is the source of this 4025-nucleotide messenger RNA. Lineage: Eukaryota; Viridiplantae; Streptophyta; Magnoliopsida; Malpighiales; Linaceae. The record is from the annotation of a GenBank genome assembly.